This is a messenger RNA of Eutrema salsugineum, 459 nucleotides long. RefSeq lists its product as uncharacterized. The record is from RefSeq and is a predicted model, not a curated record. The transcript has a single exon. Gene Ontology annotation, molecular function: nucleic acid binding; RNA-DNA hybrid ribonuclease activity. NCBI's taxonomy places the organism in Eukaryota, Viridiplantae, Streptophyta, Magnoliopsida, Brassicales, Brassicaceae. The coding region runs from base 1 to 459 and encodes 152 amino acids.
AUGCCUUAUGCAGAUUGGUGGUGUUAUAUUGACGGAUCUUGGAAAGAUACAGAGUUAUCAGUCGGAUUAGGAUGGUACUUGUUCAAAGAAUGUACUAUAGACAAGGUGAUGGGAGCACAAAAGGUAAGACGAAGCCUUACGCCUCUACAUGCGGAGAUGGAAGCAUUUAUAUGUGCUAUGCAUUGUAUGUUGAAGAAUCAGAAGACUGCAGUAGCUUUUGCAACAGACUGUUCGGAGUUGGUGAAGAUGGUGUCUACACCUGAAGAAUGGCCGGCUUUUACUUUACAUUUAGAGGAGAUUGGGAAGAUGCAUGACAGAUUUAGCUACUUUUCUAUAUCUCAGAUCCCUCGCGCGAAGAACUUGAAGGCAGACAACUUGGCAAGAAGUGCACGUGUCGACCAUGAAGAUGUAAUUUAUGUAAACUCAGUACCCCCAGUUUGGUUAAUCGAACCGUUCUGA